AACAUCAUGGCCAACUCGCUGCUGCUGAAAGCGCGUCAAGGAGGAUAUGGUAAAAAAAGUGGUCGUAGUAAAAAAUGGAGGGAGAUAUUGACGCUGCCUCCUGUCAGCCAGUGCAGUGAGCUCAGACAUUCCAUUGAAAGGGAAUAUAACAGUCUUUGUGACAAGCAACCGAUAGGAAGACUUCUCUUCAGGCAGUUCUGUGAUACCAAACCCACUCUAAAGAGGCACAUUGAAUUCUUGGAUGCAGUGGCAGACUAUGAAGUUGCCAAUGAUGAGGACCGAAGUGAUUAUGGACUGUCAAUCUUAGAUAUAUUCUUCAAUGAUAAGUUGGCAGCCCCUUUACCAGAAAUACCUCCAGAUGUUGUGACAGAAUGUAGAUUGGGACUGAAGGAGGAGAACCCUUCCAAAAAAGUCUUUGAGGAAUGUACUAGAGUUACCCAUAACUACUUAAGAGGGGAACCAUUUGAAGAAUACCAAGAAAGCUCAUAUUUUUCUCAGUUUUUACAAUGGAAAUGGCUGGAAAGGCAGCCCGUAACCAAGAACACAUUUAGACAUUACAGAGUUCUAGGAAAAGGCGGAUUUGGAGAGGUUUGUGCCUGUCAAGUGCGAGCCACAGGAAAAAUGUAUGCCUGUAAAAAGCUACAAAAAAAAAGAAUAAAGAAGAGGAAAGGUGAAGCUAUGGCUCUAAAUGAAAAAAGAAUUCUGGAGAAAGUGCAAAGUAGAUUCGUAGUUAGUUUAGCCUACGCUUACGAAACCAAAGAUGCCUUGUGCUUGGUGCUCACCAUUAUGAAUGGAGGGGAUUUGAAGUUUCACAUUUACAACCUGGGUAAUCCCGGCUUUGAUGAGCAGAGAGCUGUUUUCUAUGCUGCAGAGCUGUGUUGCGGCUUGGAAGAUUUACAGAGGGAAAGAAUUGUAUACAGAGACUUAAAGCCUGAGAAUAUUCUCCUUGAUGAUCGCG
Molecule: messenger RNA, 958 nt
Organism: Mandrillus leucophaeus (drill)
Lineage: Eukaryota; Metazoa; Chordata; Mammalia; Primates; Cercopithecidae
Gene: GRK4
Product: G protein-coupled receptor kinase 4
Exons: 10
Biological process (GO): regulation of signal transduction; protein phosphorylation; signal transduction
Cellular component (GO): cytoplasm
Molecular function (GO): G protein-coupled receptor kinase activity; ATP binding
Source: RefSeq, a predicted model, not a curated record